AUGCGACUUUCGAUCUCGGGGUUAUUCUUUUUGAUGGUGUCGGCCACGGUGGCCCAGGCAUCCCCCGUCCAAACUGCUGUUCCCCAGCCUGGAGGAGUGUUACCGCGGGAUGCCGCCACCACUACGGCAACCAGCCCGGAGACCACCACAGCUCCCACCACAACAACCAAUGACUUUGAAUUCCAUUUGUCAUUGAGCCUGGAUUUGCCCUCCAACACAUGUACGCCCACCAUAGCUCCUGAUAAGUAUGGUUGGGUACCGGCAUCGGAGUGCGACGCCUUGUACCUCUACUACCCGUCUUUUGGAGCUGCGGUCGCUGUCGCCCUAAUUUUCGGGAUCCUGACGAUGGCCCACUUUAUACAGGCGACUAUGUACAAGGCAGGCUUUGCUUGGGUCAUCCUCAUGGGUGUCUCGUGGGAGACUGUAGCUUAUGCGACCCGCGCCUUCAGCACUCGCAAUCAACAAAAUGACACUAUUGUGACCGUCGCCCAGAUGUUUAUCCUUUUGGCUCCAUUAUGGGUCAAUGCAUUCGACUAUAUGGUCCUAGCUCGAAUGAUCCAUUUCUUCGUCCCCGAGCGUCGCAUCGGCAUGUUCAAGCCCUCAUCACUAGCGAAGAUUUUUGUCUGCCUCGACUUUGUCUCCUUUAUUAUCCAGAUGAUCGGUGGCUUUAUGGCCACUGGUACCGAUCAGCAGCAAAUGAACGGUAUCCAUCUCUACAUGGGUGGCAUCGGCAUCCAAGAGUUCUUCAUCGUAUGCUUUUUGGUGCUGGCCGUGCAGUUCCAGCGAUUGAUGCUGAAGCUGGAGCGGGCCGGCCGACUGCCCGUCGAGAAGCAGAACUGGCGUCGACUGCUCUAUGCUCUAUAUGGCAGUCUACUCGCCAUUACGGUACGCAUCAUUUACCGCUUAGUUGAAUUUUCCGCCGGCUACGGAGAUUCCAAUCCCAUUCCAUACCAUGAAUGGUAUAUGUAUGUGUUUGAUGGUAUUCCCAUGGCCUUGGCCAUUGUCGUCUGGAACUUUGCGCCGCCGGGUGCCGUGCUACAGGGACCGGAUGCCAAAAUGCCCUCCAGUGGCAUCGGCAAGUGGCUCUUCUGCAACGGCUGCAUCUGCUGUGGUGGCUGUUGCUGUCGAAGCUGCCGGAAGCCCGGCAAAAGCAAGAGAGAUAUGCAGCGACUACCCGAUCACGACGCAUAUGAAGAAGAUGUCCCGCUCCACAACCGAGAACCAUCCCCUUACCGUGAUACAUACAGUGUUCGUCGCUGA
Penicillium vulpinum is the source of this 1260-nucleotide messenger RNA. Its product is annotated as RTA1 domain-containing protein. Lineage: Eukaryota; Fungi; Ascomycota; Eurotiomycetes; Eurotiales; Aspergillaceae. The transcript has 2 exons. The coding region runs from base 1 to 1260 and encodes 419 amino acids. The record is from RefSeq and is a predicted model, not a curated record. Gene Ontology annotation, cellular component: membrane.